Messenger RNA from Didymodactylos carnosus, 345 nucleotides. NCBI's taxonomy places the organism in Eukaryota, Metazoa, Rotifera, Eurotatoria, Philodinida, Philodinidae. The record is from the annotation of a GenBank genome assembly.
CGUUCAAGUAUUAAAUUCAUUCAAGAUUUACAACAAUGGUGUUCAUUACGUCAAAAUGUACCACAACCAAAUAAGCAACACGACAUAUUUAUACCUUAUUAUGUGGCUAAUGAUGUGAAUGAUUUAUUUAUAUGUUUAACAACACGUCAGUUAUUAUUUGCAUGUAAAUAUUCGUCCGUACUAGCUGUUGACUGCACCUACAAAAUAACAACAAAUGAAUUACCAUUAUUAGUAUUUGGGACAUCUGAUUGUAAUCGUAGAUUUUAUCCUAUGGGUAUUUGUUUAAUAUCAACAGACGAAUCAGCUGAUACAUUUCGUACAUUAUUUCGUGGUAUUCAACAAUAG